Messenger RNA from Leishmania braziliensis MHOM/BR/75/M2904, 732 nucleotides. RefSeq lists its product as hypothetical. Bases 1 to 732 code for a protein of 243 amino acids. The record is from RefSeq and is a predicted model, not a curated record. Lineage: Eukaryota; Euglenozoa; Kinetoplastea; Trypanosomatida; Trypanosomatidae. The transcript has a single exon.
AUGUCCGCGCCAAGAGGCGAACGUGUGGCCGUGGCAGGUGAUACAAAUCGGUCUCUCACGUCUUCUCCGCCUGAUGAUAUAUUAUCCGAGCUAACCAGUCAUGUCUCACGGAGUGCCAUCACCUCGUAUGGGGCGCGCAUGCCGAAGGAAAGCUCUGAGUCCGUUCUCCUUAGGCGGCGCAUGGAGGUGAUGAAAACCGCAGCUGCCAUACACGCCAAUGAGGACAUCUUUGGUGGCGCUCACGUAUCAAAACACGUUCGUGCCCUCCCGCAGAUGAAGCCUGCACGCCGAGAUAAGACCCGCAAGCCCCUUUACCCGACCACCUUCACCAAUCGAUACAAGACGAUAGCGGAUUUGAAGGCCGAAGAUGGCACCCAACAGGCCGCAGGCCAACUCCAGAGAAGCUCACUCGUGCGCGACGCUUCAGGUUCGCUGGUACCUACUGAGUCACUUCACGGUAUCGCUAUCACAGGUAGCGAUCCUCGACAAGCGGUGACGGAGAAGUACCGGGCGGCACUGGUCACUUACCGGCAGCAUGUCUUCACGCGUAUUGAGCACUCCAUUAUGAGUUUCAGCCAUUCUCUCGGGGCGGUCAAACCUUACGCAAUGAGCCGAGCCGCAAAGUUGGGUACGCGACACUGCUUUGCUGAUCUUCCUCAUGACACAAAUGAUCGCUACGUGGAUCGAAUGCAAUGCUACCGCCCUUCUAAAGGCCUUUACACUUACUACUAA